AUGUCACUAGAGGUUGUAAAUAAUGCUAUCGUAAAAGUGAUGAAGCUACCAUUGGAGAAGCUAGAGCAAGUUAUGCCGAUGGAUUGUAGAAAGAAAACAGAGAAGCAAUUGCUAAAACAAGAAAAACGGAAUGUUGAAACUGGUGAUAGUAACACGAAGAGUGUACAUGUGCAGCAAAAGAAAAAGAUAAAGCGUGAGUAUAAUAUGAGCAAUUACACGGCUCGUACCGUAGCGGUCAAGUUCUUGUAUAUUGGGGAGAAGUAUGCAGGGUUUGCACGCCAGGACCAUAUGCCCGAAACGGUGGAGCGUUAUCUACAUGAAGCGCUUGUGCGCUCAAAGCUCAUUACAAAGAUUGACGACGCUGGAUAUUCGCGCUGUGGACGAACGGACCGUGAUGUCAGUGCUUUUGGUCAAGUUGUGGCACUACGCGUGCGGUCGAAUUUGCCACAUACUGCGGAAUUGCUCAGUGCAUCCUCAAUUGAUGAUGUGCAUCCUGGUGAGCAGUUUCAGGUGCGGUUGGCGACGGGAGAAAUUAAGACACUCACGGAAGUGGAUUACCCUUCGCACAUUAACCGUGCACUACCGGCCGAUAUCCGAGUGUACUCUGUAGCAUCUUGUCGUCCCGAGUUUAGUGCUCGAUUCAACUGCAAGGCACGUAUGUACCGCUACUUCUUUGCGCGACGUGAUUUGGACAUCGAGAAGAUGCGCACAGCUGCACAGUACCUUGUCGGGAAGCACGAUUUCCGUAACUUUUGCCGCAUUGAUCCAAAUUGUCACGUGUAUGAGCGUAAUGUCAGCUCGUUCAAGAUUGUAGAAUGCUCAGGACAGCGCGCUGAUGAUACAAGUCAGCAAAUGUACUACUUUGAGGUAUUCGGCCGUGCAUUUCUGUGGCACCAGGUGCGCUGCAUGGUUAAGGUGCUGUUUCUAGUUGGCUCAGGAAGCGAGGAACCUAGCAUCAUUCCGCAGCUGCUGGAUAUUGCGCAGACACCGCGGAAGCCGCAGUACAACAUUGCCCCUGGAUUGCCACUUGUGCUGCACGACUGCCACUUUGCUGACCCGGAAGACACAGAAGUACCUGGUCCACGUUUUGAGCAUACUCCGCUUGCCUUACUUCAAGUGCAUGCCCAACUUACACAGACAUGGGAACAGCGUUGCGUGCAAGCGGCGAUGCUGCGUAGCCAUCUCGAUGCACUGGAAGCGUGUCAGAUAGAUGCAGCUCGAGUCGUAAAAAAGUUGGAUCACUACGCACCAAAGCUGGAGCAACUGAUGCGGCAACGCAACCUUUUGACGGACAAAGGUGGUAUAGUACAAUGGAAAGAUGUGAUUCCUCUACUCCCGUUGUCCAAGAAACGGAAGAUAUUACCGUUGAUGAAACGUGACACAGGUCACUCUGUCGAUGAGUGCAAACUUAAAGCCCAAGAGCGCAAGCGUCGACGCGUCGAGGAAGAGCAGAAUGCGAUGCAAACAUCCGAAGAGGUUAAGACGGAGAGCCGGGAACACGAAGUCACGGCUACAAUAUCGCCUUGA
This is a messenger RNA of Peronospora belbahrii, 1527 nucleotides long. The record is from the annotation of a GenBank genome assembly. NCBI's taxonomy places the organism in Eukaryota, Oomycota, Peronosporomycetes, Peronosporales, Peronosporaceae.